Drosophila gunungcola (fruit fly) is the source of this 1238-nucleotide messenger RNA. RefSeq names its product ornithine decarboxylase 2-like. Gene Ontology annotation, cellular component: cytoplasm. The record is from RefSeq and is a predicted model, not a curated record. NCBI's taxonomy places the organism in Eukaryota, Metazoa, Arthropoda, Insecta, Diptera, Drosophilidae. The transcript is spliced from 6 exons. The coding region runs from base 2 to 1186 and encodes 394 amino acids. Gene Ontology annotation, molecular function: ornithine decarboxylase activity.
GAUGGCGAGCGGUGUCCCCGAAAUCCACUUCUACGAGAACGAGCUCAACAUCCGUCGGGCGAUUGAGCAGUUUGAUUUGCAGAACUUGGACCCGGCCCUCAAUAUCUGCGAUCUUUCCAGCUUGGAGCGAAAACUUCGCCUCUGGCAGAAACUGCUGCCCAGGAUUAAGCCCCACUACGCCGUCAAGUGCAAUGACGAUCCGGUUGUGGUCAAGUUUCUGGCGGAUCUUGGUACUGGAUUCGACUGCGCCUCCAAAAACGAACUCAAAUUGGUUCUUGGCUUGGGCGUUUCACCUGAGCGCAUUAUCUUUGCACAUCCUUGUCGUCCAGUCAGCCACUUGAAGUACGCUAAGGAGCAGAUGGUGGUCAAUGGCACGGUGGACAAUGAGUACGAGGUUUACAAGCUCCAUAAGCACUAUCCCAACUCCAAUCUGAUUGUAAGAUUCAAAAGUGCGGCCAAGGAGGCACUGUGUCCCUUAAGAGACAAGUAUGGAUGCGAUGCGGAGACGGAUGCCGCUGCCCUACUGCUCCUGGCCAAGGCCUUGGAUCUGAAGGUUACUGGCACCAGUUUCCAUGUGGGUUCCGGAUGCAGCGAGGUGGAGGCCUACGACCGGGCCAUCGAAAAGGCCGAGAACAUCUUCAAGUGCGGCGAGCUUAUUGGUCAUGACAUGGAUUUAAUGGACAUUGGCGGUGGUUUUCCCGGCACCGAUGAUGCACUGUUCGAGAAUAUUGCUGACGCUGUAAACACCUCGCUGCAGCUCCGUUUCCCCGAUGAGCGGGUCCAAAUAAUAGCCGAACCAGGACGUUUCUUUGUGGAGACUGCUUACACUUUGAUCUGUAAGAUCCAUGCCAAGCGGGAGGUCCGAAAUAAAGCUGGGAAGUUGGACACAUUAAUGUAUUUUAUAAAUGCUGGCAUUUUCGGAGCCUUUGCCGACUAUUUUUACUACCCUGAGGAGGUGAACCCCGAACUUUACCUGGAAGACGCUGAAACCUUGCCAAAGUUUAAGUCUGUAAUUUGGGGGCCCAGCUGCGAUUCCCUAGAUAAGAUAUCCGGAGAAUUUCUCUUGCCCAAUUUGAACGUUGGCGAUCUUUUAGGAUUUCGCAAUAUGGGAGCCUACAAAAUGCCCAUUGCCAGUCCUUUCAAUGGAUUUGAGGUACCUGAGACAAGGUUCUUUCGAAAAAAGUGACUUAACCACAUUUGAACGAAAGAAAAACUAUUGAUUUUUACCAAUAAAGUUA